GGGUAGUUCCGCUUCCGGUGUGUGGGUUGCCGUUCGUGGUAUUCAGUUAUCGCGGUUGGUGGGUCGUGACUGAGCCAAGAUGCUGCGGAAUCUGCUGGCUCUUCGUCAGAUUGCCCAGAGGACCAUAAGCACUGCUUCACGCAGGCAGCUUGAAAAUAAAGUUGCAGAGAAACAAAAACUAUUUCAGGAGGAUAAUGGGAUUCCAGUGCAUCUGAAGGGAGGGAUCGGCGAUGCCUUCCUCUACAGAGCCACCAUGAUUCUGACAGUUGGUGGAACAGCCUAUACCAUAUAUCAGCUGGCUGUGGCAUCACUUCCUAAGAAGCAGGAUUGACUUCAGUUUAUCCUCCCAGCACUCAGUUAGUUCAGUUCCAUUCAGCUCUCUGUGGACCAGUAAUCUGAUAACUGAGUUCUUCUCUGGGGAUCAAUAUUUAUUGACUUGUACUAACUGCCACCAAUAAAGCAGUCUUUACCA
Molecule: messenger RNA, 472 nt
Organism: Sus scrofa (pig)
Lineage: Eukaryota; Metazoa; Chordata; Mammalia; Artiodactyla; Suidae
Gene: COX7A2
Product: cytochrome c oxidase subunit 7A2
Biological process (GO): regulation of oxidative phosphorylation; mitochondrial electron transport, cytochrome c to oxygen; mitochondrial respirasome assembly
Cellular component (GO): respiratory chain complex IV
Source: RefSeq, marked provisional